GUAGCGUUGUAUGCACAGUAAGUCGAGAUCUUCUAGAUGAAGCGCAUCGUCUUGUGUUGCAGAAUAUAAAUGAAAUUCAACCUUAUAUCGAGGAACAUUUUAAUUGGAUAAAGACCAAAUUUCCAUCCAAGUCAAGGAACUCAAAAUGGUUACAAGACGAACAUUAUCGAACUUUUAGUAGUUGGAUAGAACAAAAGGUUGUGUCAGAAUUACAAAACACAUCAAAUAAGGUUUCAGACAUUGUUAAGUGGAUUUCUCGAGGACCUUCAGUUAAUGUCAUCAAGUUUUCAUCAUACAUGAUUAACGGUACUCUAUUUAACACUAGGGAGCGCGAUAACAACAGAAACACACAAAACAGUGGUGUUAGCCUUGUUGCUAAAACUGUGCAAGUCUCUAGUGCAAAAGAUAAAAAUCCAGUUGAAUGUGAUAUGACUUUUUAUGGAGUAGUUAAUGAAAUUUGGGAGUUAGAUUAUAUCACAACUCGAGUACCUGUUUUCUUUUGUGAUUGGGUGAAAAGUGACAGCGGCAUAAUAUAUGAAGAUUUUGGUUUCACAUUAGUUAAUCUAAAUCGAAUUGGGCACAAAUCUGAUCGAUUUAUAUUAGCUUCACAAGCGAAACAAGUAUUUUAUGUGAAUGAUCCUUCAGACAACCAAUGGUCAAUUGUUCUUCCAACGCAAACAAGAGAAUGGAACAUUAAAGAUGGUGAUUUACAUGAUAUACCUCUCGGAGAAGAACUUGUCACAUUCACCGCAAUAGAAGAUAAUGACGAAGUUGAUGAUGAUUGUAUUUGUUUCCGUGAAAAUGGUGAAGGAUUGUGGGUUGAUGAUAAUGGGUCUUGAGAUGGAGGCUGAUCCUUUUGGUGGUAGUUCUGAUGAGGGAGAGCAACGCCCUAAUUCUCAGUCAGUGGAGCAAGAAAAUAAAUCUGUGAGAGGACGUACAUGGAUGUCUAGAAACACCAAAAAAAGGAGUGAAGGACAUCUUACUCCUGUUGAAUACAAUGAGUAUGGUCAACUAGUGGGUGGAUCUAGAAGUAAUGUUUCAUCACAGCUUGGAUCAGUUGUUCGAGCAACUGUGUCCAUCAACAUUAACAGUUGGAAAGAUGUUAGUGUGGUGG
Humulus lupulus (European hop) is the source of this 1114-nucleotide messenger RNA. RefSeq lists its product as uncharacterized. The transcript is spliced from 4 exons. The record is from RefSeq and is a predicted model, not a curated record. Lineage: Eukaryota; Viridiplantae; Streptophyta; Magnoliopsida; Rosales; Cannabaceae. Bases 297 to 839 code for a protein of 180 amino acids.